Arachis stenosperma is the source of this 1245-nucleotide messenger RNA. RefSeq lists its product as uncharacterized. NCBI's taxonomy places the organism in Eukaryota, Viridiplantae, Streptophyta, Magnoliopsida, Fabales, Fabaceae. Bases 1 to 1245 code for a protein of 414 amino acids. The record is from RefSeq and is a predicted model, not a curated record. Gene Ontology annotation, molecular function: nucleic acid binding; zinc ion binding. The transcript has a single exon.
AUGGAAGGGGAUGUUCUAGAUUUGGAAGCAUCUCAUGUUCAAUAUGGAGAUACAGUUCAGAAGCUAGUUGGCAGGGUGUUGACGGACAAGAUAUUAAACACGGUCACAGUGCGCAAAACGAUCUUCAAUAUGUGGGGAGAUCCACAGGGCCUGGUGAUCACCAAUGCAGGACAAAACUGCUUCAUCUUGAACUUCAAAAGUCAGGAGGAAGCUAGGAGAGCUCAUGAAGGUGGACCAUGGAGGAUUGAAGGGCACAUGCUGAGUCUGCAAUGGUGGAGAUCAAACCUGUCAAUUAAUGAGGUAAAUUACAAUCAACUUCCUAUCUGGGUUCAGAUACAUGGUUUACCUUAUGAUAAAAUCAAUAUUAAAAAUACGGAGAAAAUAGGAGCCAUAAUAGGGAGAGUGAUAAGUGAUGAAGAUCCUUUUGUUGAAGGAAACAUGCUAAGAUCCUUUCUGAGGGUCAGAGUGGAGAUAAAUGUUCAAGAACCACUGAAAACUGGGUUUUGGUUUAAAAGGGAUGAUAGAAGCCAUUCUUGGGCUGAAUUCAAAUAUGAAAAGCUGUAUGAUUAUUGUUAUAAGUGUGGGAGAAUUGGGCAUGACAAAAGAGUGUGUGAAGAGGAGCUAGUGAGGUCACCAGUGAAUCCAGAAAUUCCCAGAUAUGGGCCUGAACUUACAACGGCAGGGCUGAGGUCGAUAGAAAAUGAGGCAAGAAAGGCAGGCAUCAGGAGGAGAAAGGAGGAACAAAACAAUUGGGUGGAGGAGCUGUGGGAGGCGCGUGAAAGAAGCCUGCAAGGAAGGGAGUGGCUGAUAAGACAGGCGCAGAGAGAUAGAGGGGAGUCAGGGCUAGGGGGCGUGAGAAGUUCUCAAGCAAGUGCCUCUGCCAAAUCUUGGGACAGAUCAGCAAAUCCAAAAGAACAAAUGGGAGAGGGACAAGUGGCAGCACAAGAAAUGCAAGAUCAACAUGAGGGACCUGAUGAAGAGAGAAUGAACGGUGGGAAGCACAACAAUAUAGUCAGACUAAAGGAAGACAGGACAGCAAAUCAUAGAAAAGGGAGAAAGGAAGGGGCCAGCCCACAAAAUCAGCAAGCCAGUGAGUCAGUAACAAUGGAAAACGUGAAGAAGGCCAAGGAAAAAGAUAAAAAAACAGAUGAGAAUGAGGAGGAAAGCAGCAUGAUUCCUAGGAAGCAUGAAGAAAAAAGUGGGCCAAGCAUGAGGAAAAUAGAUAGUGAAAGAAGAAGGACAUAG